AUGAGGUCUUUUCCGCACGUCCGGUCACCUUGGCGCAUACGUCACAACGGUCAUGCAGUUGAACCCAGGGUUCAACUUCAACCGUAUAUCCGAUGGACGAGAGACAAUAGACAGGGGGGUCAAGGGCAUGAGGAUACAGGAACAGACCAAUUAAGCAUCACAUCCUUCCCCGAAGGGUAUAUCCGUGGAGGGUCCGUAGCCACGUGCUGGUUUGAACUGGAACAAUCGUUUCGGCCGGAUCCUUCAAAGGAAGAUGAUCAUACGGUAUGCCUGUCCGGAGAUGGCCGUUACCAAUCUGCUAUCCGUGCACGUUCAUUCCUAAACGUCCGACUCGGCAAGACAUGGGCUCUAACCGCUCUGGAUUCGAAUCCCUGCCCUAGAUUGUAUGAUCACUUUCGUGUGUCUCACGGGAUGGCUGGCUGGCUGGAUGGCUGCUGGUGGUGGUGGACUGACGCGACACCCCUCCUCCCUCAAGUGCGACAACUGCCGGGAGUAUUGUUUAAUUAUUGUUAUUAUUAUUACAGAACAUUCGGAACCGAACUGAAAUGGUCUUCCAACCCAAACCGACGAACUGCCAAUUCCGGGAGGAAUGUUCGGGCGAUCGUGGUCUUCGGCCGAAGCGGUCAUUCUUCGGCCGGGCAUGGAAGCUGCCUGAUCCGCGAGUCAAGUUCGUCGUCAACCAAACCUAAGACGCAGCAGCCCAUCUUCAUUCAUCGCUAUCCACGCCUGCCGCGAAGGGGAGGAGGUGGGCGCUUCUCACGCCCGGUCCGCCCAUCCUCUCCGCUACAAAUACCCGCCCGCUGCCUGGCCUGGCCUCGCCUCGCCCUCAACCCAUCGGUAGCCUCCCCUCACCACCCUGGGGGUUGGAUGAACAACUCCCCCCUCGCCCCACGCACCUCCUUCUUGCUGGGUCUGAAGAAUCGGUGCAUCCUGCCCGAGUCUUCAACCUCUUCACACCGCUAG
Aspergillus niger is the source of this 963-nucleotide messenger RNA. RefSeq lists its product as hypothetical. The transcript has 3 exons. NCBI's taxonomy places the organism in Eukaryota, Fungi, Ascomycota, Eurotiomycetes, Eurotiales, Aspergillaceae. Bases 1 to 963 code for a protein of 320 amino acids. The record is from RefSeq and is a predicted model, not a curated record.